ACCUGUUUUCUCAGCUGAUAGUACACCAUCAAAGGCCCAGCCAAGCCAAGCAAGCACAGAGACUCUAGAGAGGACAACUUGCAUGUGUGUGUAAAAGUGUGUCCGGAUCAAGUACGGAUAAAAGCAGGCUCCUCAGCCACACUCCGACACUCGCAAACAAGUGGAUGCAAACAUUUGAAACCAUUUAAAGGAGUUGCCAUAGGACUGUGUAAUCAUUUGAGGGGAUACUUUGUGUGCGGGACUUUUGAACACUCAUCAUGACUGAAAAGGAAACCACGCCCAAGACUCAGGCCAGCCCCAUGAAAGAUUUCAUCGCCGGGGGGUUUGGCGGGAUCUGCACGGUCCUCUCGGGUCAUCCUUUCGACACUAUCAAGGUACGUCUCCAAACCAUGCCCAAUCCCAAACCUGGGCAGCCUCCCAUGUACACGGGAACCGUGGAUUGUGUCAUGAAGACGGUCAAAUUGGAAGGUGUCACGGGACUUUACAAAGGAAUGGGCGCACCUUUGGUCGGCGUGGCUCCGAUAUUUGCCCUGAGUUUCAUGGGCUUUGGUCUGGGCAAGAAACUCCAACAAAAUCAUGCGGAUGAGCAAUUGAACAACGUCCAAUUGGGCAUUGCAGGAGGAAUUUCUGGAAUUCUCACCACGGUCGUCAUGGCUCCAGGAGAGCGGAUCAAGUGCUUACUCCAGGUCCAACAAGCUAGCACUGGACCGGCCAAGUAUUCUGGACCAGUGGAUGUGGCGAAAUCUCUGUACCGAGAAGGUGGAUUGAAAAGCAUUUACAAGGGGACCUGCGCCACCCUCCUCCGAGAUGUUCCCGCCAGUGCAGCCUAUUUUGGAUCGUAUGAGAUCAUCCAAAGGAGUUUGGUCCUGAAGGAGGCGAUCGAUCCCAGUUGAGCUUGGACGAACAAUUUUGGCCGGGGUAUGGCUGGUAUUUUCAACUGGAUGGUUGCCAUUCCGCCUGAUGUGAUCAAAAGCCGGCUUCAAACUGCCCCGGAAGGAACUUAUAGUGGCGUACGAGAUGUGUUCCGCCAUCUGAUGAAAGAGGAGGGUGUGCGAGCCCUUUACAAGGGUUGCGUACCUGUUACUCAGGCCUUUCCAGCCAAUGCCUGUUGCUUUUUGGGUUAUGAGGUUGCCAUGAGUGGGAUGAGCUCUUUGGACUCUAAGACGUUUAACCUGGCGCCUCUUCAGAAUGACAUGGUCCUUGAUGACUCUUGAGCAUUUAAAAUGACAUUCUGGCUUGCCUGUAAUGCAACUAUUAUCAAAUUUGUAUUGGUUUCUGUUGUUGCUAGUUGGUUUUAAUAAAUA
This is a messenger RNA of Tigriopus californicus, 1304 nucleotides long. RefSeq names its product mitochondrial carnitine/acylcarnitine carrier protein-like. NCBI's taxonomy places the organism in Eukaryota, Metazoa, Arthropoda, Copepoda, Harpacticoida, Harpacticidae. The record is from RefSeq and is a predicted model, not a curated record. Gene Ontology annotation, cellular component: mitochondrial envelope. Gene Ontology annotation, molecular function: O-acyl-L-carnitine transmembrane transporter activity. Gene Ontology annotation, biological process: carnitine transmembrane transport; mitochondrial transport.